GCAGGCGACUCGAGACGCACUGCAGAGGGCGAUGAAGGGUUGUGUGUCUGUCCCAAGUGUUGACAGCCCCUCCUCCACCUGAUGAAAAAACAACAUCACCAUUCAUUUAACCUCCCACAUUUCGUCUGAUGUCGUUUGCGUGGACAGCUGAUUGAUGUUUUUGGACUACGGUUCUCCAAAGAGGCUGGAUGAGUGCGCAAAGUAACAGUGGAAGUUUGGAAGGGGCGCCAUCUUGGCUCCAACAGCAGCAGCAGCGGCACUCGAGCGCGUCCCCGGCGCCGCUUUCACACACGCACGGCGCGCCACUCGCACCAGCCAAAGAAGGUGCUAUGGAGGAGCUGCACAGUUUGGAUCCGCGCCGGCAGGAGUUGCUGGAGGCCAGAUUUCUGGGUGGAGUCAGUGGCAACACAGUGGGCAGCACCGGCAGCGCCAGUGGAGGAACCAAAACCUUGACAAACAACGAAUGCUCCAAUCACAGUUUUGGCAGUCUGGGCUCCUCCAGUGAUAAAGAGUCAGAGGGAUCUGAUGGGAAAAGAGGAAGCUCUCCCGCGUAUUCAACUCCCGAAAAGAAGCACUCGGAAUCAUCACGGAGCAGGAAGAGGAAAGCGGACAACCAAUCAGAAAGCAGCCAGGGGAAAUCUAUCGUUCGGGGACCCAAAAUUAGUGAUUAUUUUGAUUUUCAGGGUGGUAACGGGUCCAGUCCAGUAAGAGGUCUACCACCUGUCAUUCGUUCACCCCAGAACUCACAUUCCCAUUCUACACCAGGAUCCAGUACGCGGCAAAGCAGCUCAUCACCCACCAGUCUGUGUUUUGGAGACUCUGUGAUUUCCUGUAAACAGAUGGCAGUCAAGAGUGUUCAGACCGAGAUGACACUGGUCAAACUGGCCACUAUAGAGAGCAAUAAGAACCUGGACCUGGAGAAGAAGGAGGGCAGGAUAGACGACCUGUUGAGGGCAAACUGUGAUCUUAGAAGACAGAUCGACGAACAACAGAAGCUUCUAGAAAAGUACAAAGAGCGUUUAAACAAGUGCAUCACCAUGAGCAAGAAGCUGCUGAUUGAGAAGAGCACGCAGGAGAAGCAAGCGUGUCGAGAGAAGAGCAUGCAGGAUCGACUGCGUUUGGGUCACUUCACCACUGUGAGACACGGAGCCUCAUUUACAGAGCAGUGGACAGACGGCUACGCCUUCCAGAACCUUGUGAAACAGCAGGAAUGGAUCAUUCAACAGCGUGAAGAAAUCGAGAGGCAGCGGAAGCUGUUAGCCAAGAGAAAACCUUCAUCAGCCAGCAGCUCACAGUCUCCCAGCACAAACUCUGAGCCGAAACAACGCAAGACUAAAGCUGUGAACGGCUCUGAGAACGACCCGUUCGUCAAGCCCAGCCUUCCUCAGCUGUUAACAUUAGCUGAAUAUCAUGAGCAGGAGGAGAUCUUCAAACUCAGACUCGGACAUCUCAAAAAGGAGGAGGCAGAGAUUCAGGCUGAGCUGGAGAGGUUGGAAAGGGUGCGAAAUCUUCACAUUCGAGAGCUGAAGAGAAUAAACAAUGAAGACAGUUCACAGUUUAAGGACCACCCCACUCUGAAUGAACGCUAUCUGCUGUUACACCUGCUGGGCAGAGGAGGCUUCAGUGAGGUCUACAAGGCAUUUGACUUGAUCGAGCAACGGUACGCUGCUGUGAAAAUUCAUCAGCUCAACAAAAACUGGAGAGAGGAGAAGAAAGAGAAUUAUCACAAACACGCCUGUCGGGAAUACCGAAUACAUAAACAGCUGGAUCAUCCCAGAAUAGUAAAACUGUACGAUUACUUUUCACUGGACACAGACACGUUUUGUACAGUUUUGGAAUACUGUGAAGGAAAUGAUUUGGAUUUCUACUUGAAGCAAAACAAGCUCAUGUCUGAGAAAGAAGCUCGGUCUAUCGUCAUGCAGAUCGUUAACGCUUUUCGAUACCUGAACGAGAUCAAGCCGCCCAUAAUACACUACGACCUCAAACCCGGGAAUAUUUUACUGGUUGAUGGAACAGCAUGUGGAGAGAUCAAGAUCACAGAUUUUGGGCUGUCUAAAAUCAUGGAUGAUGACAACUAUGGAGUAGAUGGAAUGGACCUGACAUCACAGGGGGCGGGCACUUACUGGUACCUGCCCCCCGAGUGUUUUGUGGUGGGCAAAGAACCUCCAAAGAUCUCCAAUAAGGUGGACGUUUGGUCUGUCGGGGUCAUAUUUUUCCAGUGCCUCUAUGGAAGAAAGCCAUUUGGCCAUAACCAGUCCCAACAGGACAUCCUGCAGGAGAACACCAUCCUAAAAGCCACAGAGGUUCAGUUCCCUUCCAAACCAGUUGCCAGCAAUGAAGCCAAGGCAUUCAUUCGCCGUUGUCUAGCCUAUAGGAAAGAAGAUCGGUUUGAUGUGCACCAGCUGGGCAGUGACUCCUACCUGCUGCCUCAUAUAAGACGGGCCAGUUCAUCAGGAACCCUGGCACCAAACUCCAACGCCUCCUACUGACAGCCGGCACUGAACGCUCCAACCGAAAGCAGCCCACCGCUGAUCCCCCUUCCCUAAAGCAAGGCACGACUUUUCCAAGGCGGCCAUUAAGAAGAGAAGCUGCUCGAGGAAGAUUGUGUCUGCAUUACUGUGCUUUUGCAGCACAGAUUUGGGUUUACAAAGACAAUCGUUUAGAAAUUGACGACGAAGGAAAAAUUAAGCAGGAACAUUCAGAUACCCAGAGAAUGUCACAAUAAUGUCAUUGAAGAAAAACAAUUGCCUUCCGAAGAUUUAUUAGGGCACAGCUACUGUUAAGUACCUUGAAAUGUGACUGUUGUCAUUUGGUUUAUCACACGGUUACCUCCGAGUUCAAAGAGGAGAUUCUGCCGGCUUUCAAUAAAUAGAUUUCUUUAAAGAGCCUUCAUUCAGAGUUACCGUAACUGGCCUCAAUGGAUUCAUUCUUCACUCGGUAGUUCUGUUAUGUGGUUUCAGACAACAGUGUUAGCUUUCCUUGCUUUGUUCAACUAGCUAUGAGAAUGUAUUUCUAGAAUACAGAGCCCAGGCAGCAUUCUAAUGUUAAAUGCACAACAAUAACCAAACGGCAAUGUACAGAAUCCUAUGCAGGACGAAAUUAAGUAUCCACGCUGGAGAAUUUAUGUAUAUUUCUUGUACAGGACCUUUAUUUCAGAUUAACUUUCAGCAAAUUCAUUCUGUACAGAGGUUUAACAUAUUUUCCCCUUUUUCUUGUAAACUUCAUUUCCUGGUGUGUUUUUUAUUUUAUUUUGCUGCUUGAUGUUGCUCUUUUUAAAAGCGCUGUAUAAUGUACUUUGGGUAUAAAUUGUAUAGGCCUGUUUAAAAUAAAUAAAAAUAAAUGCCAGGGAAUCUUUUUUUAGUUUUGUGGUUCUGGCAAGCAGUCUGUAGCGCCGCCCGCUGGCCUUCUGAGGUACAGUUCUGUAUUAAAUCUAGCAAAUGCCAACAUGCAGCUGUCAUUU
Triplophysa rosa is the source of this 3460-nucleotide messenger RNA. It is a transcript of the gene tlk1a, whose product is annotated as tousled-like kinase 1a. Lineage: Eukaryota; Metazoa; Chordata; Actinopteri; Cypriniformes; Nemacheilidae. Gene Ontology annotation, biological process: chromosome segregation; peptidyl-serine phosphorylation; intracellular signal transduction. Gene Ontology annotation, molecular function: ATP binding; protein serine/threonine kinase activity. The record is from RefSeq and is a predicted model, not a curated record. The transcript has 22 exons. The coding region runs from base 189 to 2489 and encodes 766 amino acids. Gene Ontology annotation, cellular component: nucleus.